Molecule: messenger RNA, 2607 nt
Organism: Polyodon spathula (Mississippi paddlefish)
Lineage: Eukaryota; Metazoa; Chordata; Actinopteri; Acipenseriformes; Polyodontidae
Product: UTP--glucose-1-phosphate uridylyltransferase-like
Exons: 10
Coding region: 759-2285 (508 amino acids)
Biological process (GO): UDP-alpha-D-glucose metabolic process; glycogen metabolic process
Cellular component (GO): cytoplasm
Molecular function (GO): UTP:glucose-1-phosphate uridylyltransferase activity
Source: RefSeq, a predicted model, not a curated record
GCAUUAAAGUGUGCGUUCCAGCUUUUGCGUAAGACCUCAUGUUGCCUAUAAUAAUAUGUAUCAGUGUUUGUCUGUAGAUGUAUUACAGCCUUCAUUUUGAGAAUGUAUGACAGUGAUAAUCGUUAAUGGCUGAUACAUUCGCACGAACUGUGGUUGUUGCCAAAAAAAAAAAAGAAAAGAAAAACGAUUUAGAAAAGGGGCGCGGCAGGUUUCUUGUGAAACCAAGGUUUUAGACCAGCCCAGAAAUUGUGACGUAGUCAUGUAUCUGCAAAAGGGACCGCAUUUAUAAAAUACUUUUUUGACACUGUUGAAAUACAGUAUAUUGUGUUUUCAAUUGGUUGUUUUGUUUUUGUUGUGAAUAAGUUGGGAGGAGGGAAGAUGAGGCUCUCUUAAACGAUAUGGAUAUUUCGAAAAUUGGUCAAAGAUAACUAUUUAAUUGAGCAGUGGUGUCAGCUUCCAGAUAUUACCAGGCACUGGCUAUUGAUUACGAAAUGUUAUACAUCUACAACAGGGGAGCUGGGAGUAUUUUACCAGAACAGCGAACGUAGAGUGUAGGCGAAGUUGUGAUUUUAUUUCUUUUUUUUUCUUCAUAUUUUUUAACCUUUUUUUAAGUUAAUUCUUUAUCCAAAAAAGACGACUGGUCUAUCGCGGUUUUGUUGUUGAAUUUAAACCUUUUACUUUUAUUAAUUAAAAAUAAAUUUAAAAAAAUAAAUACCAUACCCCUACCCUAACUGUAUUGCCAUCAACGUGAUCUCAAGAUGUCCAUUUACGUUGAAGAUUUUAGAAAGGCAGUGACCAACGGUGGGAUGGCACAGUUCCAAGAAGCAAUCCGUCAGGAGCUCGAGAACUCUAUGAAGCAGGACCUGGAAAGAUUACAGGCAACUGCUAGUAAGGAUGAAGCCGAGAUAACCAGAAAGGAUUUUGAUGGGUUUAAGAAGCUUUUCCAUAGAUUUCUACAAGAGAAGGGGCCUUCAGUGGACUGGGGGAAGAUUCAGAGACCACCAGAGGAUUCUAUCCAGCCUUAUGAAAAGAUCAAGUCCAAAGGUCUGCCAGACAAUGUGGCAUCUGUCUUGAACAAGCUGGUGGUGGUGAAGCUGAACGGUGGCCUUGGCACCAGCAUGGGCUGCAAGGGCCCGAAGAGUCUCAUCAGUGUCCGCAAUGAAAACACUUUCCUGGAUCUGACAGUUCAGCAGAUCGAGCACUUAAAUAAAACCUACAACACAGAAGUUCCCCUGGUCUUAAUGAAUUCUUUCAAUACUGACGAAGACACUGACAAGAUCUUGCAGAAAUACACACACUGUCAUGUGAAAAUCCACACCUUCAACCAAAGCAGGUAUCCAAGGAUUAACAAGGAAUCUUUGCUCCCAAUAGCCAAGGAUAUGUCAAAAACGGGGGAAAAUGCUGAAUCCUGGUACCCACCUGGACAUGGGGAUAUCUAUGGAAGCUUCUAUAACUCUGGCCUGUUGGAUAAACUCAUAGCUGAGGGGAAGGAGUAUAUAUUCGUCUCAAACAUUGAUAAUCUUGGGGCGACCGUUGAUCUUUAUAUCCUCAAUCACCUCAUGAGCCAACCCAAUGGAAAACGCUGCGAGUUUGUCAUGGAGGUCACUGACAAGACAAGAGCAGACGUGAAGGGUGGUACUCUCACGCAGUACGGAGGCAAGCUGAGGUUGCUGGAGAUCGCUCAGGUUCCAAAGGCUCAUGUGGACGAGUUCAAGUCAGUGAGCAAAUUCAAGAUCUUCAACACCAACAACUUGUGGAUUUCACUGCCUGCAAUCAAGAGGCUGCAGGAGCAGAACGCCAUGGACAUGGAGAUCAUUGUCAACCCAAAGACUCUAAAUGGUGGAUUGAACGUAAUCCAGCUGGAAACUGCUGUGGGUGCUGCUGUUAAAAGUUUUGACAAUGCGUUGGGCAUCAAUGUCCCGCGAAGCCGUUUCCUGCCUGUGAAAACCACCUCUGACCUGCUGCUGGUGAUGUCCAACCUGUACAGCCUUAAUGCAGGCUCCCUCACCAUGAGCGAGAAGAGAGAGUUUCCCACUGUACCCCUGACCAAACUGGGCAGCUCUUUUACAAAGGUUCAGGAGUUUUUGAUGAGGUUCGAAAGUAUACCAGACAUGCUUGAACUGGAUCACCUUACGGUUUCAGGAGAUGUUACCUUUGGCAAGAAUGUUAGUUUAAAGGGAACCGUUAUUAUUAUUGCAAAUCAUGGUGACAGAAUCGACAUACCUGCCGGAGCAGUGCUGGAGAACAAGAUUGUAUCAGGCAAUCUUCGCAUCCUCGACCACUGAAAGAACAUGCUUGUACCUAGUUCUUACUUUUAUUUAAGAAUUUAUCAUGGGAUGUUAAAUCACAAUGUAGGCAGAUUUCACUCAUUAAAUGUAAUAAAUGUUCACCUAUACUUGCAUUGUGUGCAUUUCAAGCACAGGCAUGAAGAGCUCAGUAUUUCAGAUUUAUUAGGUUGCAACAUAACUUAAGCAAAAUUUGUAGUUGUCUGCAACUAAGUGUUGUAAAGCAAUAAUUUUUGACAUGGUUCCAUCUGAAAAGUCUGAGCCAAAGUUAUGUCUAGCUCAGUCCUAUACUUUUAAUAAACAAUGUGCAAUAUUGAUGAAA